ACAGUGAUGAGAAGUCACAUGCUUUUCUAAAAAGGUACUUUAGCAAGUACAUACCGCAUAUAAAGAUGGGUAUUAAUAAUGCUGACAAAUGAGUUGCCUGACAAUUAAAGUUAAAUGACCUCCUGUAUUCCGACUGGCUACAAUAGAUAGACAUACAUUUUUCACAUGCACCACUAGGCCAAAAUGAAUUAGUGAAAAACUCUGUGAUGAUUCUGAAUCAUUAACCAUACAGUUUAAUAAAAACACUUCAAAUGGACAGAGGCCAAUAAAUUAAACUUACAAAAUGACAGUUUUCUGUUAAACAACAUGCUGAUAAGAAGGUUAUUUAAUCGGCCUGUAUAAUAAAACUUGGUAAUGCUUAACAUUAACUUUACCUUCAUAAUGCAUUCAUUGAAUGUUCAUUAGCAGCAUGCAAGUAUAUCUGAAUAUCAUAACAUACCUGAAUAGCUUUGUUAUACAUCAAUAACAAACAUUACACAAUUAUGACUUCAAUGUCUUUUAUUUUAUUUUUUGUUAUUAGUGUAUAGUAAAGCUGUUUAGGUUAGGAUGUUAAGGUAUAUUUACUUGCUGUGAAUGCAUUAUGAAAGCGUACUGAAUGUUCUAUGAAUGGAUUAUAAAGCCAUUAUUAAGGUAAAGUUAAUGUAAGGGAUGACUUAAAACUUUAAACAUGGCCACAACAGUAUUAAUACUAAACUUUAAAAAUGAAAAAUUGCUGUUAACGUGCUGAUUGCAUGAAGAUUAUUAUUUAAUUUGUCUCUAUAGUAAAACUUUGACCAAAGCUGUAAAAGCCACAACAUUACUGACACUGUCCUAUAUGCAAACAUAUCUUUGAGUUCUGGGAAAUUGCAUUACGUCAUUCCACUACUUGCCUGACUGCAUGCCUGGGCAAAACCCAAACAAACCAGGAAAUAUCAUAGAAAAUACCAUGAAUGUCAGAGUUACUAUGAGCAUCACAUACAGCACACAUUCCUAAACUACAUACGUUCAUGAAACUUCAUGGAUGAGACACACAUAAAGUAUAUAAUGGAACAAAUGUUCAGUAUAGUGUAAUACUCAGUACUUCACAAUGAGAUCACUGAAAGCAGGUGCUUUUAAUCAGUGUCUAAUUAAUACAGUUAAUGAGGUACAUUUGGACCUGUAACAUUCAGGGGAGAUGAAGCUGACAUUGACUGGGCCUGGCUUGGGAGAGGAGUGACAUCUACAUUCUUAGACAUGAACUACGUGACUCACCCUUCAGAAUACAAUAUUUACAGUGCAACGUAAAAGUGAAAGCAGAAAAGGAGAAAAGGAGAACUACGAUAAUACCAGACAGAGGGAAAAGACCAGCAUGGGGAAAACUUACCAGGUCGUGGUAAAUGGAAUAAGAGGAGAGAAAAUAACAGUUGAUGUUGGGAAUUCAGAGGAUCAGAUGAAGAACAUGACUGUUUUAGAGCUAAAGAAGAAAAUUGCUCUGAAGCUGCCAGGGACAGCAGAGGAUGACCUGAGCAGCCUGAGGCUGAUUUUCACCGACAAACAGCUAGAAGAUUCCUCCCAGCUCUCCUCUUAUGGGAUCCAAGACAAGUCCGUCAUUCAGUUGGUGAUCCGGUUGCCUGGGGGUGGAUAUCUUCCCCAAUGAAGUACAGCAAAGAUUCCUACAGGGGGCACCACUAUGCACCUGAACAACACUGUCUAGUCUGUUUCCUAUCACUGUGGAACGAGGGAAUGAUUUCUGUUGGGGGGAAAAUGGACAAUAUUCUCCUGAAUGAUAACCUGGCAUGGAUUAACUACAUGGGCUUUUGGGUAAAUGCCCAGGGGCACCACUUCCAUGGGGGGGGGGGGCAUGCAGAAGAAGCACCCCCCCCCCAGUCCCAUUCACGGAUGUCUUUUAACAAGUUCAUGUGAUUUAAUGUCCAAUUUAUUUAAUAUGAUUGCAUAUUAAUCUGGCAAUGCUGUGCUCAUUGUAACAUUUUGUUAGAUUCAUUCCUGAAUUUCCUGAGCUACCAAUCAGCUCUGUUUUUGUCAUCAUGUGUGCUGUUGGCCAGGGGCACAUAAUAUUCUUUACCCAGCCUUGAUGAUAACUAUUCAUUUUUCUGCUAAAAGGCAUCUAAAUCAGAUACUGUAAAAUUAAAACCGUAUAUAACGACAAAAAAAUCCAGUCUAUUUUUGAUUA
Molecule: messenger RNA, 2149 nt
Organism: Brienomyrus brachyistius
Lineage: Eukaryota; Metazoa; Chordata; Actinopteri; Osteoglossiformes; Mormyridae
Product: ubiquitin-60S ribosomal protein L40-like
Exons: 2
Coding region: 1328-1615 (95 amino acids)
Molecular function (GO): protein binding
Source: RefSeq, a predicted model, not a curated record